UUCACUUGGAUUGCAGCCAACUUUGCUCAUUGUCCUGAGGAUGCCAAUGACGAGGUGAUCCUGACUUAUGCUCGAGUGUACAUGUGGUAUGUUAUCUCGAGGACUAUAUUCGCUGACGACACUGGCAAGAAUGCUCAAUGGAUGUGGCUGAAGGCAUUGACUAUUUUCGACAACAAGUUCAGCUGGGGGUCGGCCGCACUGGCCUACUUAUACCCGAGUUGGACGAAGCUUGUCGCAGGUCCACAAAAGACGGCGAAAUUGGUGGUUGUAUGCUCCUACUUUUUGUAUGGAGCUGGGAACGCCUUCCUAUUGGACGCCCUAAACACGCAACGUUCAAGCCCUGGGUUGACCACGGCAACCAUGUACGGCUUCCUACCUGGGCUUACAAGUGGGACGUGGUAUCAGAGGUGACGAGCGAUGUGAAUCUCUUGUACAAGCAAUACACGAACGCGAUGGAUUCGCUUACCGCCGAGCAGCUAAACAUCACAAAGCUGACUCCCUAAAUGUAAUAAAAAAUGAAUUGUGCCUUUUUUGUUGUGGUGUAUGUGGAAUGACAGCCAUAUGGU
This is a messenger RNA of Hordeum vulgare subsp. vulgare (domesticated barley), 566 nucleotides long. RefSeq lists its product as uncharacterized. Lineage: Eukaryota; Viridiplantae; Streptophyta; Magnoliopsida; Poales; Poaceae. The transcript is spliced from 2 exons. The record is from RefSeq and is a predicted model, not a curated record. Bases 82 to 411 code for a protein of 109 amino acids.